Messenger RNA from Otolemur garnettii (small-eared galago), 3120 nucleotides. RefSeq names its product RAB, member RAS oncogene family like 6 (gene RABL6). Gene Ontology annotation, cellular component: nucleus; cytosol. The record is from RefSeq and is a predicted model, not a curated record. The transcript is spliced from 14 exons. NCBI's taxonomy places the organism in Eukaryota, Metazoa, Chordata, Mammalia, Primates, Galagidae. Gene Ontology annotation, molecular function: GTP binding. The coding region runs from base 260 to 2467 and encodes 735 amino acids.
AGCCGGCACCAACAUGGCGGUGCAGGUAGGCGGAGAGCGGCUGUGCCAGGGGCAGCGGGGUAUGGCGCGGAGCCACAGUAGCUGAAGUGCCCGAGCUGCCGCUGGAGGCCGCGCUCCGCCACCGGGACCCCGGCCUGUGGCCGCGCCGGCUCAGGCCGCGGGGAAGGCCGGGCCGCCAGGACAUGGUGCAAGUCAGGCCGCGCCGCUACCACCGUUGAGCUCGCCGGCCGCUUCUGGGCUCGGACAUCGCAGCAGGAAGAUGUUUUCCGCCCUGAAGAAACUGGUGGGGUCGGAGCAGACCCCGGGCCGGGACAAGAACAUCCCCGCUGGGCUGCAGUCCAUGAACCAGGCGCUGCAGAGGCGCUUCGCCAAGGGGGUGCAGUACAACAUGAAGAUAGUGAUCCGGGGAGACAGGAACACGGGCAAGACGGCACUAUGGCACCGGCUCCAGGGCAAGGCCUUUGUGGAGGAGUACAUCCCCACGCAGGAGAUCCAGGUCACCAGCAUCCAUUGGAGCUACAAGACCACGGAUGACAUCGUGAAAGUCGAGGUCUGGGACGUGGUUGACAAAGGAAAAUGUAAAAAGCGAGGGGAUGGCUUGAAGAUGGAGAACGACCCCCAGGAGGUGGAGUCUGAGAUGGCCCUGGAUGCUGAGUUCCUGGACGUGUACAAGAACUGCAAUGGGGUGGUCAUGAUGUUCGACAUCACCAAGCAGUGGACGUUCAACUACAUCCUCCGGGAGCUGCCAAAAGUGCCGACCCACGUGCCAGUGUGCGUACUGGGGAAUUACCGGGACAUGGGCGAGCACCGGGUCAUCCUGCCAGACGAUGUGCGAGACUUCAUUGACAACCUGGACAGACCUCCAGGUUCCUCCUAUUUCCGCUACGCUGAGUCUUCCAUGAAGAACAGCUUUGGCCUAAAGUACCUUCACAAGUUCUUCAACAUUCCCUUUCUACAGCUCCAAAGGGAAACACUGUUGCGGCAGCUGGAGACCAACCAGCUGGACAUGGACGCCACACUGGAGGAGCUGUCGGUACAGCAGGAGACUGAGGACCAGAACUACAGCAUCUUCCUUGAGAUGAUGGAGGCUCGCAGCCGUGGCCAUGCAUCUCCACUGGCAGCCAAUGGGCAGAGCCCAUCCUCAGGCUCCCAGUCUCCAGUUGUGCCUCUGAGUGCUAUGUCCACAGGAAGCUCCAGCCCCAGCACACCCCAGCCUGCCCCACAGCUGCCCCCCUACGUCUUGUCAGCCUGCCCCCCGCCACCAACCCCUGUGGCCCCCUUGGAGGCCAGUGCCCAGCCCCCACGGCGGAGCAUCAUCUCACGGCUGUUUGGGGCCUCGCCGGCCACCCCUACAGCCCCUUCCCCUCCAGAGCCAGAGCCAGCCCCUAUGGCAGAGACUCCUGUGGAGGUCCAGAACGUGGAGGACUUUGUUCCUGAUGACCGCCUCGACCGCAGCUUCCUGGAGGACACCGCCCCCUCCGAGGAUGAGAAGAGAGCUGGAGCCAAGGCCCUGCGGCAGGACAGUGACAGCGAUGGGGAGGCUGUGGCAGGGAACCCUAUGGUAGCAGGCUUCCAGGACGAUGUUGACUUUGAAGACCAGCUACAUGGCAGACCCCUGGUGGCCUCAGGCCCUGUCCCCAGUAAAAACAUCACUCUCUCAAGCGAGGAGGAAGCAGAAGCUGCAGACCUCCCAGGAGCAGCUACCCUGGUCCCCCAGCAGUGCUCAGAGCCAGAGAUAAAAUGGUUGUCCACAAAGACCUCGAGGCCACAGAGUGGGGCAGCUCCCACAAAGGCUGAGGUACCCCCCUGGCCAGGAGGUCCUUCUGUGCACAUGGGUCCUCAGAAGGACAGCAGCACCAGGCCCCCUGCUGAGGGUUCCUCUCAUGGGGCAGAGGAAGGCAAGGCCGAGAAGGCAUCCUCCUCAGAGAGUGACCCUGAGGGGCCCAUUGCCGCACAGAUGUUGUCCUUUGUCCUGGAUGACCCCGACUUUGAAAGUGAAGAGUCAGACACACAGCGGAAGGGGGAAGAGUUCCCUGUGCGAGAUGACCUCUCUGACGCUACUGAGGAGGACAUGGGCCCUGCUCAGCCACCCCUGCCUCCUAAACCCCUCGUCCCUGCUGUCAGGCUGAAGAACAAGGAUGAUCUCUUCGGGCUAGGGCUGGAAGAGGCCAUCACCAAGGACAGCAGUGAUGAGGGCAAGGAAGGCAGGCCCUCCUCCAAGGAGAAGAGGAAGAAAAAGAAGAAAAGCAAGGAGGUAUGUGUCCCUCAGGCUAGUGGGCCUGGACGGGGUAGGGCCUGGGAGAGGGAUCUGGUCUCCAGGUUAGGCCCCUCUUGUGCCCCAGGAGGAAGAAAAGGCUGCAAAGAAGAAGAGCAAACACAAGAAGAGCAAGGACAAGGACAAAGAGGAGUGCAAGGAGGAGAGGAGGCGGAGGCGGAAGCCCCCACAUGGCAGGGAGAAGAAGGCUGAGGAUGAGCUGGAGGCCUUUCUGGGUGGCCACCACCCUGGGAGUGGGGACUAUGAGGCACUCUAGGACUUUGGCCCACGUACCCUAUGCUUGCUGCCAGCCAGGAGAGGCCUGUGCCAGGCCUUUGUGGUCAGCAGCCCCUGUGCCAGGCACAAGCCUACCCUGCAGGGAGGGAGGGGACAGCUGGGCUCAGCCAGUUUCAGUGAAUGACUGGCCCUCUCAGAGCAGAGCCACAGCCAGUCCCUAGUGUUUCUCAGGGAAUUGACUGAGGCAGAGGAGGGACCCAUCAGGGUCUGUUUACAGAGGCAGGGCAUCAGGCUGCUCAGCUCCUUGGGCGUCCACCACCCAGAGCCCACUCCUGGCUUGCCCUCCUGAGCUCACCCCAGGCCUCAGCAUGCCAACACCCGCUUCCAACCACCAGGCUAGGGCUGUGGACAGCCCCACAUGCCCCCAGGGCCCAGCCCUGAGCACAGGUGCACAGCCUCAAGGGAGGGUGUGACAGGUUGGUUAAGGGAGGCAAGCAGCACCAGAGGCCUCUCCUGGGAAGGGGCCUCCAGGGUCAGUUCCCACUGCGCCCCACCCUUGGGUGAGCCCACAGGCAGGAUUGGGGCUCCACAGACACUCCACCCAGACCAUAAAGCUCUCCUGUCUCACU